AUGGGGAUUAAAACGAGCUGGAAGAAGACGGGGGUAACAAUUGCGUCCGACAUGAUGAAGGACAAAUGUGGGAGGGCGCAAGCGAACGUCCUUCUGAUUAACGACUCCGGCGCCGUCUUCAAGGAGGCGAUCGACUGCGGUAUGGAGCGAAAGACGGGGGGAUACGUAGCGGGGAUUCUGCAGCCGAUGGUGGAGGAGGUAGGACCAGAAAAUGUGGUCGCGUUUUGUAUGGAUGGGGGAUCAAACUAUGCCGUGGCUGUCCAGGAGCUGAUUGCCAAGUGGCCCCACAUUCAGCAGGUCCCUUGUGCCACGCAUGUGAUGGAUCUCCUCCAGGAGGCCGUGGGAAAGAUGGGGUGGGCAAAAGGGGUGGUGGAUCGGACUGGGGAGAUGAUUUCGUUCGUGCGCAACCAUCAUGAGGACCCCGGAGUUGGUGGAGGGGAAGGUGCUGCAGCCGCUGAAGCCGGCGGGAACACGGAGUGGGCCGUGGGGUCGCGGAAGGAAGCUGCCGAGACCUUUGCUGUUCGGGUCCUCGAUGCCGCAUGGUGGCGGACGGCUGAAUUCUUCUGCAAGCUGAUGAAACUGCCCUACAAGGCGAUGCGGCAGACGGAUGCAGAUGCCAAGGGGAUGAUGGGCCGGCUUUACGAUGUAAUGCUGCAGCUUUCGGAGGAUGUCAACAACCUCUUGAACGAGGAUGAGCAGCAGCUGAGUAGCACGGAUAAGGUGCAGAUCUGUCGCAUAAUCAAGAACCGUUGGGAUAACAACCUCGCCUGCGCCAUGCACGUUGCUGGCCGAAUCCUCAACCCCGCCAACCAGGAGGAGGACAUCUUCGGCAGUGACGCCGAAUGCACCCGGGAUUCCAAGGCAUUUAUCAACCAGCAUGUGGAGUUCCUCAUCGGCCACGACGGGAAGGGGAGGGAGGAGGGUCUUGAUUACUUGCUUGCUUUGGGUGACGGGCUGAGGGCUUUCUUGGACCUGAAAGGAAGUUUCGGGAUGCCGGAGGCGCUUGCACAAAGGGAGAAGGUGAAGGCGGGUAAAUACAGCAUGGUGAAGUGGUGGCAGUGGAACGGCACAGAUGCACCUCACCUGAUGUCUCUCGCCGUGAGGGUGCUCUCGCAGCCUGUAUCGGCAUCCCCUUGGAUUGGGGACGAGCCUUCUAUCCCCGAGGGGUACAACAGGUUGGAUGAGACGGAGGUGGAGGAGGAGGAAGGCGAGGAUGACGUGCUGGAAGACGAGUAUGCAUAG
Molecule: messenger RNA, 1242 nt
Organism: Closterium sp. Naga37s-1
Lineage: Eukaryota; Viridiplantae; Streptophyta; Zygnematophyceae; Desmidiales; Closteriaceae
Source: the annotation of a GenBank genome assembly